Molecule: messenger RNA, 1653 nt
Organism: Labeo rohita (rohu)
Lineage: Eukaryota; Metazoa; Chordata; Actinopteri; Cypriniformes; Cyprinidae
Gene: prnpb
Product: prion protein b
Exons: 2
Coding region: 98-1393 (431 amino acids)
Biological process (GO): protein homooligomerization
Cellular component (GO): membrane
Source: RefSeq, a predicted model, not a curated record
CCCAGACCAGUAUCUUUCUCUUGAUUGGAGUCAACAUGAUUUCUAUUGAGCUGCUGAAGAGACGUGUUCCUCUAUAGCAACCUCUUUAUGGACUAAAAUGGGGCAGUUACGCAAAUGUGCACUGUUUGCGUUGGUUCUGAUGGCAGUGCUACACAAUUCAUCAGGUGGAAAGUCGUCCCGGCAAAAGAACACCUCUACUAAGAAGACAUCAGAUAAGUCGUCACAGGGGACCAAGACCCAACCUACCUAUCCCAAGCAACCCUCCUAUCCUGCUGCAGGAAGUAACCCAGGCUACCCUAACCAGCAGUAUCCUGGUAAAGGUGGCUCCAGUCCCAGAGCAGGUAGCUAUCCAGCUGGUGGAAGCUAUCCGUCAGCUGGUGGCAACACCAAUCAGUAUCCAGGAAGAUGUGGAUCCAACCCAGGAGGAUAUCCCAACCAGAAUCCUGCAGGAGGGGGUUACCCUAACCAGUAUCCGGGUAGAAGUGGGUACAGCCCUGGUGGGUAUCCAGCAGGUGGAUCGUACCCAGUAAGACGUGCAGAACAGCCUGGAGGUUACCCAGGAGGACAACCUUCCACUGGAGGGGGAUAUCCCAACUGCAACCCCCAAAAUACUAUUCUCAGUCCCCGCUAUGGAGGCUCCUUUGGAGGUGGUGGGUUUAGCACGGAUGGCUCGCCAUUCUCAAAUACAGUGAAAAGCAUGGGUUAUGGUCCUUCUUCUAAAUCCAAAGGCUUUGCAAAAAAGGCAAUGCUAGCUGCAGGUGUUGGUACAUUGACAGGAAUGGCCAUAGGCUAUGGAAUCGGAAACUUUCAACGCCCCAACUUUCAGUUCCGUAGCCCUCAGGAGGAAUGUCAAUACAACCACUAUAUGUACAAACAUCAGGGUACUCGUUCUAAAGACAAAAGUAACAAAGGGGGACCCAACAACACAUCAAAGCAACCAUCCCAGACUGAGCAAUACAUGUCAUAUGAGCAAUACAUGAGUACAUGCAUGAAGCGAAAGGAUCUUUUGAAAGAGCAGGAUAUGCCAGAUUCCGCAGAUCGCAAGAACAUUCAAAGAAAUGAGCCACUGACUGAUGCAGCCAUUAAUACCACCUACCAAGGUGGGCCGGAGAAGAACGACACCGCAUCCCCUACGACCCUCAGUAAUUAUAUAAAAGCUUCUGUGAUUCGUGAAGAAGAUGAUGACACAGUGAGUAUCGUACAGAUUGGUUAUCCAGCUCUCAUUGAGCAGAUGAAAGCUCGAAAGUGUGUUGAGAUGUACUUGGUGUAUUCCGAGAGCUUCGCGGAGAAGCGGAGAAACAUUUCCAGUUCUUCAAAUAACCAUAAUGGACACUGUGUCUCUGGAGUGCUUCUGUUGCUCACUACUUCCUUUAUGCUACUUAGUAGCACUUAGUAGCACUGUCAAUAUUGAUUAUAUAUAAAGGAAUGCAUUUGCCCGUCCUUUCCACUCUCUCAGUCUAGGAAUCCAAAGGUGAUGUUACAUGUUAAAUGUUGUGUAUAUUAUCAGUCUUGACUGGAAGUUUCUCUGAUCUGCUCAAAAUGUAACAAGACUUCUUUUCUAACUGGCUAUUUAAACUACAGUAUGAGGUAAAUAUAAAAUAUACUGGCCAUAUGCAUUUUAUGCAUGUAUUUUGUUAUAAAUAAUUAAUUGCA